Papaver somniferum (opium poppy) is the source of this 1769-nucleotide messenger RNA. RefSeq lists its product as uncharacterized. The record is from RefSeq and is a predicted model, not a curated record. The transcript has 2 exons. The coding region runs from base 206 to 1183 and encodes 325 amino acids. NCBI's taxonomy places the organism in Eukaryota, Viridiplantae, Streptophyta, Magnoliopsida, Ranunculales, Papaveraceae.
CUUAUCGUCAUACUCGUAUAGCACCAGCCUGGUUACAGCCCCUUCUUGAGAAGGGGCGUAUCGCCCCCAAACCCCCUAUCUCUCUGAUCUCUCUCUUUCUCUCUCUAACCUAUCUUCCCCAUCUUUCUCUCAACCUCAAUGUCUGAAACAUCUACACCAUCAUCUUCAUCACCAUUAACGUCUACCCAGUCUCAUCAGACGUGCCAUGGUCGAAGAAUCAUUAACACCAGUUUCAUCACCAUUAGCAUCAUUAACAUUAUCGCAAUCAUUAGUAAGCAAUAUCAUAUUACUAUCUUCAAUAGCGGAUUUAACAACCCUUACUUUCAUUUCGUCGAUCCUUCUUCUCUCAUUUUUUUCAAUUUUUUUCAUUCUCCAUUUUCGUUUAAAAAGUCAUCAAUCUCAGCAUCUUAAGGAUUUCAAUUCUCUCUAUACAGUUAGAAUCCUUUUCGUUUCUUUCAUUUCCUUUUGGGCUAUCAAUGAUAUAUUACGUCUUCCUUAUUUAAUCCCUCCCUAUUUUCUUUCUUUUUUGUAUAAAUUUCCUUCUCUUAGCCAACAAGUUAAUCUCUGUAAAGCCCAUAUCGUAUUAUCUCAAGGGUUUUUUCAACCUGGGUUUUUUAUUAUUCUUCUUUUUCUUGUCAAUAUUUCUGCUAAAAAGAAAAUUAAAAAAAAUAUUUUCUGUAGAGCUAUUUUGGUUUUAUUUGCAGUUUGUAUUCCACUUUUGGCCUUACAAAUUUUCUUUAUUUUCUUUUCUACUCGAUUGAUUAAUUAUCCUGAGAUCUUAUUCAGAGGAUUUCAAUUAAACGGUGUUGAUGGGAAGGUAAUAUGUACGUACCCAUUGAUGAGUACUAUAGUUUUCGCGAUAUUUGGAAUCAUUUACAUGAUAUUGUUUACAUCAGCUUGUUGGAAAGUUUGUUCUAUCGUGAUCAAUAAAGGCUUGAGGGUCAGAAUAUAUCUAUUGGUGAUUACAGUCUUGUUUUCAGUUUCCGCACAAAUUCUAAUUCUUACUGCCUCAGCACUUUGGAAAUCACAUGAAUUACCAUUUGAUUGGUUAGGAUUUGUUGUAUUUCUCAGCGGAUUAUUGUGUGCUGUUGUUGGUGAGGGCAUUUUGGUCAUUAAGCCUAUUGCGGAUGCUUUAGCCGUUGAUAGCCAAUUUUAUCGCUGCGACAACGACUACCGGUUGUGAUGAUGUAUGCUUAUUGACAAGAGAGAUUUGGACGACGACCAGAAGAGGUACAGGAAGGAGAGGGAGAGGGGGAAGGAGAAGGAGAAGGAAGCGUAACCUUACCAAAGGUUUUAACGAAAUUAACUUGGUGGUCAUAGUCUGGGUGGUCAGCUUGAGGUGUAACGAGCUAUUGGGAACCAUUACCUCACAGGUCACAAUCCGGCGAAUGAAAAUUAUACCAGGUUAGAAAGCAAAAUCUGUGGGUCUUGGGUGUCUUUGUAUGGUCGCCGGAUCCGCUCAAUUACGUAUGAAAAUGAGGCUCCUGCCUGAAUCUCGUGUUUGUACGAGAUUUAGGUGCGCUCGUGUGACUCUUAGUGAGUAUUUUUAUUUUAUAUAUAUAAGCAACGGCCUUCAAAAAGGAUAAUGAUCCUCCUCAACAAUUGGUAGAAGUUAAAUUAGAGGUGCAGAUCAAUACAUAGUACAAUUGUUUUUUUAGCCCAUUGCGGUAGCGCAUGAGCAAUAGAAUUAUAUAAAAGGUUGGAAAGUAAAUAAACAAACAACUUGUUAGAGCAAUGCUCGGUUGAACCCACAAGUUUUACUAUCUCAA